Messenger RNA from Gymnogyps californianus (California condor), 3202 nucleotides. It is a transcript of the gene NDC80, whose product is annotated as NDC80 kinetochore complex component. Lineage: Eukaryota; Metazoa; Chordata; Aves; Accipitriformes; Cathartidae. The transcript is spliced from 17 exons. Gene Ontology annotation, biological process: attachment of mitotic spindle microtubules to kinetochore. Gene Ontology annotation, cellular component: Ndc80 complex. The record is from RefSeq and is a predicted model, not a curated record. The coding region runs from base 37 to 1959 and encodes 640 amino acids.
CCGCGUACCGGGGGAAAGCUGGGGCUUUUAGUCACAAUGAGACGAAGCUCAAGUAUUGCCGGAAGCAGUGGUCGGCAAUCUAUGAUGGCACUGAGAGUGCAGGACAACAACAAGAUGGGUCUUCAAACACCUCAGACGAAGGACAGAGGUACGUUUGGGAAGCUGAGCAUGAGCAAACCUACACCUGGAACUUCGGAAAGAAAAGUCAGCUUUUUUGGGAAGAGAACUAGUGGGGCUGGAGGUUCACGCAACAGUCAGUACGGUGUGUUUGGUACAGAAAAGAUCAAGGAUCCCAGGCCACUUCAUGACAAGGCAUUCAUCCAACAAUGUAUCAAGCAGCUUUGUGAGUUUCUUGUUGAGAAUGGUUACGCCCAUAAUGUUUCCAUGAAAUCACUACAGUCUCCAUCAGUUAAGGACUUUUUAAAAAUCUUCACUUUUAUCUAUGGAUUUCUCUGCCCUUCUUAUGAACUGCCUGACUCAAAAUUUGAAGAGGAAAUUCCCAGAGUUUUUAAAGAGCUUGGAUACCCCUUUCCUUUGUCAAAAAGCUCCAUGUACACAGUGGGAGCACCACACACGUGGCCUCAGAUCGUGACAGCUUUGGUGUGGUUAAUUGAUUGUGUCAAGUUGUAUGCUGCCAUGAGGGAAAAUGCACCAUCGUUUGAUGAUGGACAGAGCUGGGGAGGAGAGACGGAUGAUGGAAUUGUACAUAAUAAGCUUUUCAUGGACUACUCUGUGAAGUGCUAUGAGCUCUUCAUGAAAGGGAGAGAUACUUUUGAAGAAUUGGAUGCAGAAGUGCAGUCAAAAUUAAAGGAUUUAUUUAAUAUAGAUGAAUUCCAGAUAGAAGGUUUAGCAGCUGACAACAAAAGACUUCAUGAAGAGAUUGCAAGACUAGAAAAAGAAAAGGAAAGCGAGCCGGAUCGUAGAGUAUCACUACGAAACCUGAAAUCGUCUCUUCAAGCAGAUGUCCAGAAAUACCAGGCUUAUUUGGCUAAUCUGGAAUCUCAUAUAGCUAUCCUUGAUCAAAAAAUGGAAGGUGUUAAUGAGGAAGUUGAGACAGCAGAAAUGGAAGUAGAAGCAAUGAAGCAGGAGAAUGCCCGGCUCCAGCACAUCUUUGAUAACCAAAAGUACUCAGUUGCGGACAUUGAGAGAAUAAAUCAUGAGAGAAAUGAGUUGCAGCAAACCAUUAACAAGCUCACUAAGGAAGUGGAAGCAGAAGAACAUCAGCUGUGGAAUGAAGAGCUAAAAUAUGCCAGGAAUAAAGAAGCGAUCGAAAUGCAACUGGCAGAGUAUCAUAAACUGGCUCGAAAGCUGAAAUUAAUUCCAGUAAGUGCUGAGAAUUCCAAAGGCCACGACUUUGAGAUUCAGUUUAAUCCUGAGGCAGGACCAAAUUGCCUAGUCAAAUACAGGACUCAGAUCAAGGCUCCCCUUAUGGAGAUCAUAAACCAGACUGAGGAAGAAAUUAGGAAAGCUACUCAAAGGAAAAUGACUUUGGAAGAUACUUUGGAACAGGUGAAUGUAAUGGUAGUGGACAAGAAAAGCAGUGUGAAAAUGCUGAAAGAAGAAGCUGAAAAGCUGGAUGAUCUUUACCAUCAGAAGCUUAAGGAGGCAGAAGAAGAGGAGCAAAAAUGUGCAAAUGAACUGGAAUUGUUAGAGAAGCAUAAACAAUUACUUGAGAGUGGUGUCAAUGAAGGUCUCAGUGAAGCCACAAAUGAAUUGCAUGAUCUUCAACGACAAUAUCAAGUUGUUAUGCAAACAACAACAGAAGAGACCAGGAAAGCUGGUGAUAACUUAAAUCGUCUUUUAGAAGUGAUUGCUACUCAUGUAGUAUCUAUAGAGAAAUAUCUUGAUGAACAGAACGCGAAAAUUGACAGGGACUAUGAAGAAUUCAUGUCUGAAGAUCUAUUGUCAACGUUGACCAGAAUUCUAGACAGUUAUAAAAAGAAGGCUGAAAGUCUUUAAUUACCAAAAAGGUGAAGAUGAAAAUUUUAUGUUUCUGAAGCUCUGGUAUGGUGCCUUCUAAAAGGAUGGGUACUUCCUGUGUUUAGCAGUGAAACUGGUUUUGAGUGUAAGGAAACAUUUAUGAACUUCCUUUUAUUGACACAAUUACAUUAAAGAAUUAAAAAAUAUAUUUGCCUUUUCUUAAAGGCUUUGCUUACACUUCCUCCUUGCAAUAUAUUAUACACUAUUACAAACAUCUGUGACAAGACAACUGUGGAACAACUUAAUUUCAUUUUUUCUUUAUAAUCAAAUCAUUUGUGCUCUUCUAGGAACAUUAGUAAGACAAGAGUACAGUUAACCUGUUAAAAUAACAAGCCAGAGUGGACUUAAAGAUGGAACUGCAAGUGACAGCACAAAUGCAGAGGGUACUGACAACUUGAAAUACUGCUACCUAAAAAUAACUAGUGGUUUUUGUAAACUUGUAAGAUUGCUAACUGAGAAAAGAGUUAUGCUUUCCUUUCUGGAGUAUAGUUUGUGCAUUUCAUAAUAUAUGUAUGUAUUUAGCACACAUGCAUGACAGUGCGCAUCCUUCCCCAAGCCUUUCUUUUAGUAGCAAGACCAAAUGUAAACGUCUUCCAGUCUCCUGCUUGUUCAGUUAUCUAUGAAACUGCCCAGACACCCCUCUUACAUGAGUAAGAUUUUUUUUUUUAACAAAAAACUCUUUGAAAAGAUCAGUAGUAGUUAUACAGUAGUCUUGUAAAUAGCCUAGAGAAAGAAAGUCAGUUUGAAAACAAAGUUCUGUCUCUAACUGCUCAUAGUCCCAGAUGAAGCCUCACUGUACUUCUGAAUAUGUAUACCGGAGAGAGCUCUCUGGUAUACAGAGUAAGUAGGACAACAUAUGAAUUCUGGCAAUAUAGCUAAUCAGUUGUAGAUAUGGCUAAUGUUGGAUACAUCAAAAUUGUCUAAAAUGAGUCUGCAUUCUUGUUAGACCAGUAGGACAGACUCUAUUUGAUUUUUCUUCCUCAGGAAAGUAGCAGUAAAAUUAGUGUAUGGGGAGCUCCAGUCCAAAUACAUUGAAGAAAAUGUAACCCCAUCUCUUGAACAUGUACUUCUUUGUUCAGUGCUAUGUGGAAGUAGUAUCUUAUCUACGCUGUAUAUACCUUUGUGUUUAAAAAAAAAAAAUUUUAAAAAAAUCAGCAUUUAUGUCUUGGAUAGUUUAGUUUAUGAUGGUAUUUCCUAAUAAAAGUAUUGAAGUAUUUGAGUG